GCUACGAGGGGCUGCCGGGUUGGGCCAAUGGAGGCGGCGCGGAGGCUGUUUGCUUGGGGUGCAAACAGCUAUGGGCAGCUCGGCCUUGGUCAUAAAGAGGAUGUGCUGUUGCCUCAGUCUCUGAAAGAUUUUUCCUGGAAACAUCAAAACAUUAAGAGCAUUGCUGGAGGAGGAGGACACUCUGCAGUUAUUACUGGUGCAGGAGAACUCUUUGUAUGUGGCCAAAACAAAGAAGGACAAUUGGGUCUUAAUCACACUGAGGAUGUCCUGUGUUUUACUUCAUGCACUGCACUGUCUAGUGUUUGUGUGAUACAAGUGGCCUGUGGUUGGGAUUUUACAAUCAUACUUACUGGAAAUGGCCAAGUUUUAUCCUGUGGGUCUAACUCUUUUGGACAACUAGGAGUCCCUCAAACUUCAGGAGGAUGUUUGAUCCCACAAAAGAUUGAGUCCCUCACAGAGAAGGUGGUGAAUGUUGCUGCGGGACUCAGACAUGCUCUUGCUGCUACAGAAAGUGGCCUGGUGUUCCAGUGGGGAACAGGCAUGGCUUCUCGGGCAAACCGGGCAAGCCAAGGGAAAAUGAUCCCAUCCUUCUUGACAGCAAAAGAACCUUGUAAAGUAGCAGGUCUGGAAGAUGUAAAGGUGAAAAAAGUCACUGCCAGCUCCUAUCAUUCAGUGUCACUUACAGAUGAAGGAGAAUUGUGUGUUUGGGGUAGCAACAAACAUGGGCAGCUAGUGAGUAAAGAGACUUUUCUUGUUGAGCCCCAGAAAAUAGAUGCUCAUUUUUUCUUGGGGGAAAAGAUUGGAGCGGUCUGGAGUGGAUGGACACAUGUAGUGGCACAAACAGAAACUGGCAGGGUCUUCACAUGGGGUAGAGCAGACUAUGGGCAGCUCGGAAGGAGUGCAGUUGUUCACGAUGGACAAAGACAGGAGGUGCAGAGAUCAUCUGAGCAGCAUUUGGAGCAGUUGUCUAAUGUGCCAGUUUCAGUGCCUUGCCUCGCUGGAGCAUCUCAGAUUGCAUGUGGCUCAGAGCAUAAUCUGGCAGUAGUUGGGUUGUUAAUGGGCCCCAGUCUUAUAAAGAGAUCUACACAGGUGGACUGUUUGCACAAAAUGGAUAUUUUGUAUAAUUGAGGCCCCAGACCCUUGUCAUAGGUCUCACCCCAACUCUGAACUUUAGGGUACAGAUGUGGGGACCUGCAUGAACACCUCUAAGCUUAACUAUCGGCUUAGAUCUGGUCUUGCUGCCACCAUCCAGAUUUCUGAGUACCUGGAAAACUCUCUUUCCCCCCCAAAAAAAACCACCUUCCCCUCCCUGGGUAGCCUUGAGAGACUCCUCCACCAAUUCCAUGGUGAGUCCAGAUCCAGUUCCCUUGGAUCUAAAAAAACAGGGGAACAAAUCAAUCAGUUUUCUUAAAAAGAAAGCUUUUAAUUAAAGAAAAGAAAGGUAAAAGAAAAAAAAAAACCUUUGGGAGACAGCAUACCAGCUAAUCUCACAGACAAUAGAUUUAAAACACAGGAUCUUCCACUGGGCAAAAACCUUAAUACACACAAUAAUACCCAAUUUGAUAAUUCUCCUAAUUGCACAAAGACAAGUUACAAAAGAAAAUAAACAUAAACCUAUUUAUUCCUUUCUAAAACUUACUACUCUGAUAAGAGGCUGGUUCCUUGAUCUUUUCCACUCCGGCUGAAACUGAAACUGACUCUAAACAAAGGAAACUUCCCUCCUUCCUUUUGAAACAUUUUGUUCCCUCAUUGGUUCCUCUGGUCAGGUGUCAGCUAGGCUAGGUGAACUUCUUAACCCUUUACAGGUAAAAGAGGCAUUAACCCUUAACUAUCUGUUUAUGACAACCCUUCUAGUAAAGUCUAUGGGAGUUUGGCUACUGACUUCAAGGACCCAAUCUCACACCGUUGUUGUGCGGUAAACGGGGAGACCUUCUGUUCUAAUCUGGUCAUUAGGUGACAAUUAACAUUAAUAGAAAUGAGAGACUGUGAUUUGCCAUAUCAUGUACUAAUUUGAAUCUUGGGAGUUUGAAAUAAGAGCUAAGAUGUGGAAAAUUGUGAGUUUUUUCAUGCUAACUUUUUUUUUUCUGUGAUGUUUUUUUUGUGUGUGGGGAGGAAUCUCAUGAAAUGGAGUUUUGUCAUUAAAAUCAUACAGCUGUGAAUUUUUGUAUGUUCAUGUGAUCCUUUGCUUGAACAAGGAUCAAUUUUUACAUGAAAUUUGAAUGGAUCAGAACAGUUAUAUUUGUAAAUCGUGGACGACUUUCUGUCUUGCAUUUCCAGAAUGCUCUCACUUCAAAUAUUUUCAGUUUUGUUAGGAAAUUUUCACAGAAAGUUGUCUAGCACAAUGAAAGAUGGCAUUUUUACUUUGUAUGAGAAGGUGUUAAACUUACGAUACUGAGGAAAAUAUGAUCAGUAGCAUCUAAUGUCAUGAUUGAUCAUGCCAUGAUCUUUGCAUGAUGCAACCAUGUUCACAGUAAUGAUGCUAAACAUGGGCUUAAAAUUUGCAGGAUUGGGGACUAAAACCAUCAAACCCAUGAAAAAAUUAUAUAAUGAGACUUCUUCUAUACAUGGAAGCAUGAUUUUAAGUUGUGUGUUUGUGAGGAAGAGCUGUAUUACAGAUUUUUCUCUCUGUGGGGCUAUGUUCUAAACAUAUGUUUUCUAAGAGAAUAAUUAUCCUGAAAUAGAACAUUUGACAUACUACAUGUGGGAUGUAGAAUAAUCAAGCAAUAUAAGUUUGUAAAUGUGAAGUUGUUGAGAACAUAUGCAUGUCUUUAUUGCAUUGUGAAUUACAAGUCUGAAGAUGAAGUGCCUCCAGCAUCCAGGAAGUGUAGAUGUAUUAUUAAAUUAACAGGUCCUGACAUAUUUAACUGCUUUUGUUAAAUAGUUGUACAGUUUUCCCAAUGUAAGCAUAAACAUAUGUUUUCGCUCCAAUUUUCCUUCCUCUCCUCUAUAAUUUUACUUUAUCCUCCUUGUGUAGUGAGUUAUAAACAGGUCAAUCCAUUAAAAGAUAAGAUCACAAUA
This is a messenger RNA of Gopherus flavomarginatus (Mexican gopher tortoise), 3018 nucleotides long. It is a transcript of the gene SERGEF, whose product is annotated as secretion regulating guanine nucleotide exchange factor. The coding region runs from base 28 to 1128 and encodes 366 amino acids. The transcript is spliced from 11 exons. The record is from RefSeq and is a predicted model, not a curated record. NCBI's taxonomy places the organism in Eukaryota, Metazoa, Chordata, Testudines, Testudinidae.